CUCUCCUAAGUCAUGAGUGGUGUGUCAGCUGUGAAAUGCAAACCUGAAGACUCCAGGAAGGGAAGAGAAGAUGACACGGAAGGUGACCCCUUGACAACAGAGGUCAAACCGUCUCUGGAGGAACUGGUGGAGGUUUUACAUGCAGCGCCACGCUCCUGUCGCCAUGGAGAUGAGGUGUGGCCUAACCUGUACCUGGGAGACAUGUUUAUGUCUCAUGAUAAAUAUGGACUGUGGAUGCUGGGCAUCAGCCACGUGCUCAAUGCAUCACAUGGUAAACUGUGCUGUAAAGGCAGCGAUGACUUCUACGGAACCACAGUGAAAUACUACGGCGUGCCUGCCAAUGACCUGCCCACCUUUGACCUUUCGCCUUUCUUCUACCCUGCCGCUGACUUCAUUGGCCAAGCUCUGAUAUCAGGAGGAAGGGUACUGGUGCACUGUGCUGUCGGUGUGAGUCGCUCAGCCACUUUGGUCCUAGCCUACCUGAUGAUUCACCAUCACCUAAGUCUUACGUCCGCUAUACAAUGUGUGCAGCAGAAACGCUGGAUCUUUCCAAACAGAGGCUUCCUGCGGCUGCUGAUGACGCUGGAAAGAAACCUGAAGAGCCAAGACUGACCAUGCUAAAAUAAAAGUGCUUUAGAAUAACUUACUAGAUAACAUUUGCACUAUUCACAAAGUCAGUGAGUGUAAACGAUGAUUUAUCUAUCCAAGGGAACACAAUAUUAUAACAUUAUUCUACAUUAGCACAACAAAUUACA
Molecule: messenger RNA, 755 nt
Organism: Dunckerocampus dactyliophorus (ringed pipefish)
Lineage: Eukaryota; Metazoa; Chordata; Actinopteri; Syngnathiformes; Syngnathidae
Product: dual specificity protein phosphatase 13-like
Exons: 3
Coding region: 13-612 (199 amino acids)
Biological process (GO): negative regulation of MAPK cascade; protein dephosphorylation
Cellular component (GO): cytoplasm
Molecular function (GO): protein tyrosine/serine/threonine phosphatase activity; MAP kinase phosphatase activity
Source: RefSeq, a predicted model, not a curated record